AAGAGACAGCGCAAGCGCGCCGCACUCGGGCAGUCGCCCGGGCCUGUGGGCCCGGGGAGGCUCCGUUUCUCGUUUCUUCCGAGUUCCUGACGCAGUGGCUGUAGUGGCAACUCUGGCUGCUACUGCCUGGUUCUACCCGCCGCAGUCUUUCACCACCGCCGCCCUGGAACGGCCUUGCUGAAGCAGAAAUGCCGCCCCUGCUCAAUCGGGGCCUGUUUGUGCUGGUCCUGGUCCUGGGUUCUGUCGGCGCCGCCUUGGAAUUUAUGGCGCAGACCAACUCGGCAACAGAUCUUCUGAAUGUCCUUCUCAUCGUCGUGGAUGACUUGCGCCCCUCCCUGGGUUGUUACGGGGACAAACUAGUGAAAGCCCCCAACAUCGACCAGCUGGCAUCCCGCAGUCUUCUCUUUCAGAAUGCAUUUGCCCAGCAAGCAGUGUGUGCCCCAAGCCGAGUGUCCUUCCUCACCGGGAGGAGACCUGACACCACUCGCCUCUAUGACUUCAACUCCUAUUGGAGGGUGCAUGCUGGGAACUUCUCCACCAUCCCUCAGUACUUCAAAGAGAAUGGCUAUGUGACCAUGUCAGUUGGAAAAGUCUUUCACCCAGGUAUAUCAUCCAAUCAUAGUGAUGAUUUUCCCUAUAGCUGGUCUUUUCCACCUUAUCAUCCUUCCUCUGAGAAGUAUGAAAACACCAAGACAUGUAAGGGACAAGACGGAAAACUCCAUGCCAACCUGCUUUGUCCCGUGGAUGUGGUGGAUGUGCCUGAGGGCACCUUGCCUGACAAACAGAGCACAGAGCAAGCCAUUCAGUUGUUGGGAAAGAUGAAAACGUCGGGCAGUCCUUUCUUCUUGGCUGUUGGCUACCAUAAGCCACAUAUCCCCUUCAGAUACCCCAAGGAAUUCCAGAAAUUGUAUCCCUUGGAGAACAUCAGCCUGGCUCCGGAUCCCGAGGUCCCUGAUGGCCUGCCCCCUGUAGCCUACAACCCUUGGAUGGACAUCAGGCAGCGGGAGGAUGUCCAGUCCUUAAACAUCAGUGUACCCUAUGGCCCAAUUCCUGUGGACUUUCAGCGGAGGAUUCGCCAGAGCUACUUCGCCUCUGUUUCAUAUGUGGAUGCGCAGAUUGGCCGCCUCCUUAGUGCCUUGGAUGCUCUGCAGCUGGCUAGCAGCACCAUCAUUGUGUUUACUUCGGAUCAUGGUUGGGCUCUAGGUGAACAUGGAGAAUGGGCCAAAUACAGCAACUUUGAUGUCACCACCCGCGUGCCCCUGAUGUUCUAUGUCCCCGGGAGGACGGCUUCACUUCCAACAGCAGGCGAGAAGCUUUUCCCGUACCUUGACCCUUUGGAGUCCGUCUCAGAACCGAUGAUUCCAGGCAGGCAAACCACGGACCUUGUGGAACUCUUGUCGCUCUUCCCUACACUCGCUGGACUGGCAGGACUCCAAGUUCCACCUCGCUGCCCCAUUCCUUCAUUUCAUGUUGGGCUGUGCAGGGAAGGCAAGAACCUUCUAAAGCAUUUUCGAUCUCAUCAGUUGGAAGAGGGUCCGUACCUCCCUGCUAAUCCCCGUGAGUCAGUUGCCUAUAGCCAGUACCCUCGGCCUGCAGACUUCCCUCAAUGGAAUUCUGACAAGCCAAGUUUGAAAGAUAUAAAGAUCAUGGGAUACUCCAUACGUACCAUAGACUAUAGAUACACUGUGUGGGUUAGCUUUAGUCCUGAUGAAUUUCUGGCUAACUUUUCUGACAUCCACGCAGGGGAGCUGUAUUUCGUGGAUUCGGACCCACUGCAGGAUCACAACAUGUAUAAUUACUCCCACAGUGAAGAAUUUGCCCUGCCUUUCACGCCUUGAGUUUUGUCAAGCGCAGCGGUAAAGCAUGCCCUCUCCAGGUGGGGCGAGUAGAGUGCUGGUUGGACUGUGACUACCUGUCACGUUGCAAGCAGCGUGGGUGGUGCACGCAAUCAAAGCAUACACCAACAGCUUGGCCUAAAAAUGUAGUUUCUAUCCAAAUUUUUAUUUAUUUAAGUUAAUUGGUAAUUGGCUGGGGGCUGGGAUGAGCCUGUUUUUCCUCUUAAACCAGUUAUAGCUUACCCAACUUAUUAAAUAAAACAUGUCUUAACAAAGUUCUAAAUCAUUUUGAGGAUUGUGAAGACUUUUAAUUAGUAUAAUUAACAUUUCAAUACCAUAGAAUGUAGUCAUAUAUUCCUUAAUGGGAAAGUAACCAGAAAGGCAGGGUGUAGUAAUAAGAUUAGCCUGUAUCUUAAAAGGGAGGAAUAUG
This is a messenger RNA of Ochotona princeps (American pika), 2265 nucleotides long. RefSeq names its product iduronate 2-sulfatase (gene IDS). NCBI's taxonomy places the organism in Eukaryota, Metazoa, Chordata, Mammalia, Lagomorpha, Ochotonidae. The coding region runs from base 189 to 1838 and encodes 549 amino acids. The record is from RefSeq and is a predicted model, not a curated record. Gene Ontology annotation, molecular function: iduronate-2-sulfatase activity. The transcript is spliced from 9 exons.